AUGAAGCCAUAUUCACUGACUUGCUCAUUGGCUCUUUUCUUUCAGAGGUGUUUCUGUAUCUCCAGUUCUCUAGGCGUCCACUCCUAUGCCUAUCGUGUGGAGCAGUUUUGGCCUGAGUUUUGUUCAUUUGGCCUACUUUUCCCUUGGUUUCCAACAGGCUACAUUGUUAAUAUCGUCCUCAUUGUUACAAAUCUUUCAUGUAACCAUGAGCUUCUGGUUGUCUGUCGUUUCCUUUGUCAAAGCUAUAUGCGAUGUCGGCGAGACUUCUUCACAUGCUUUCAAACCGGGCAAUUUAUAUGCGGCUAUUUUGUAUUGAAGGCCGUCCCAUUCACAAUUGGCUUUGGUCUCUCUAUUGGCGGAGAGGUUAGCAUACCCCUUUUCGGGUCAACGCCCAGGUGCUUUGCAGCACGAUGUGGUGUGCAGGAAUGA
Protopolystoma xenopodis is the source of this 429-nucleotide messenger RNA. The record is from the annotation of a GenBank genome assembly. NCBI's taxonomy places the organism in Eukaryota, Metazoa, Platyhelminthes, Monogenea, Polystomatidea, Polystomatidae.